Fomitiporia mediterranea MF3/22 is the source of this 4245-nucleotide messenger RNA. RefSeq lists its product as uncharacterized. The transcript has 7 exons. The coding region runs from base 1 to 4245 and encodes 1414 amino acids. Gene Ontology annotation, cellular component: plasma membrane of growing cell tip. Gene Ontology annotation, biological process: positive regulation of establishment of bipolar cell polarity regulating cell shape. Gene Ontology annotation, molecular function: protein binding. NCBI's taxonomy places the organism in Eukaryota, Fungi, Basidiomycota, Agaricomycetes, Hymenochaetales, Hymenochaetaceae. The record is from RefSeq and is a predicted model, not a curated record.
AUGACAAAACAAUCAAGAUGUUGGCCGACGCCCAACCUUUUCGUCUUUUUCCUCUUCUGCUUCUUUCUUCGCUCGCCGCUUCUCGUGUCAGCCGCGCUGCCCAAGGUCGACUUUGACCGCAUGGGCCAUGUCGGCAUCGCUGGCUCGUUUGCUGGUCUAGAUUUGUUUGGCAAUCAAUCCUCCCUCUCCUUUGACCCGACCACUUCCACCCUUUUAUCAAGAGCCCAAGACGGCUCCCUUACUCGACUGGGCUCCACCGAGGCUGGCGGGAAGAUAAAUGCCGGGUGUGCCAUCGGUGAUACUCUAUUUAUUGCUGGCUCGUUUUCGUCCAUCAAUGGCACUUCUGCAAGUAACGUCGUAUCCUAUUCUCCGUCAAGUGGGACUUUCAGUGCGUUAGGCACUAAUGGACCAAAUGGCGAGGUCAAGGCUACGUUCUGCGACACCAAGAACAACAAGCUUUGGGUAGGCGGCUCGUUUUCAUCACCAGGAAAAACAGUGGCGAUAUGGGAUACGAGCUCAAACUCGUGGUCGCCGCCACCAUUUGGUGGACUAUCAGGCGCAUCAUCAGAAGUACUCUCAAUAACGACCAACUCGUCCGCCAAAAGCUUGUUUUUCGCAGGCUCGUUCGUAACAACUUUCGGCAGCAACACCACCAUCAAUGGGACGAAUAACCCGAACGUGCCCUUCUCAGCCGGCGCCACACCCUUCACUUCCUCCUUGGUGCCCAUUCCCCUGGAAGGCACGGACAUUACCGCGUCUCCUUCUACCUCAGAUCCCGACUUUUCAGAUAUAAACAACAUACUUUGUCCCUCAGGUGACGACGGCCCGGGUUCAACGUGGUUCGCAGCAGAUGGAUCUACUGCCGUUAUUACCGUGCGUGUUUUCAAGGACCUCAAUGCCAGAGGAAUCCGUCUGGGCAAUACAUUCCUCUCCGAUCAUGGAACCACCGAGUUUAGCGUGACCUCCAUUCCAGAUAACACCCCUCAAACUCUCACAUUUGUUGAUCCAUCUACCGGACUCAAUCAGUCGUGCAGUGACUCGUGCCCACUCCAAUCGAACUCUUCGAACUUAUAUCAGGACUUCCUUUUUGAUGAUGAUGUGGAGUUGACCGGGUUCCAACUAAAGCUGACAGGGUUUUCCGGCAGCAGUGCGGGCCUGCAUUUAUUGCAGCUCCUGUCUUCCGGUGCAUUCGCAAGCGCAGUUGCGUCUCGAAAUAACGCGUCGUGUUUCGCACCAAAUGCGUCGGCCGUUACCCUCAUUGGAGAAUGGACAGAGAAACAAGUUACAACCGAUAUAGCCGCCACUGUUCAGGAUGUUCUCACCGCAACAGUUGACGUUGGUACUUCCUCUGAAGAUGGCCCGAGCAUUACCUGGAUGCCUUACGUCUCUGCUUCGGGCAAUUACGAUGUCAACUUGCUUAUUCCAGGUUGCGUCAACUUCCAGGAUUGCGACUCUCGGACUAGCGUGAAAGUUACGUUUUUCCCGGGCGGAGGCCUUGAUCCGGUUGUGACUGUUGUCUCGCAGCAAGUUAAUGACGAUUCCAGUGCGCCAAUCUACAGUGGUCCGGUAACUCCGUCAUCUCCGGAUUUCGUUGCUACUGUCACGAUGGCACUUGCAGAUCAACCUGAGGGCUCUGGCGAAAACGGUCAAUUUGAACUUGUCGCAGAUAGGAUCGAGUUGGUAUUAACGUCCGUGUUGAAUAAUGGUAGUAGCAACGGUACGAUUAUCACGAACAACUCGACUACCACACGCCGAGGUUUUGGCUUUUUCGAGUGGUCUCUUGAUGACACGACGGUUGUUAAUGCGGCUAGCGCCUUAUCAAACUCCUCGGAGACAAGCCUGGAUAACGUCGGGUUCCAGCUUUUCAAUGAAAUCGGCAGUAGCUCCGUAUCUUCAACACGCGACGUUAUUGCAACCGUUGCGCAUCAUUCUUCGGGUGCAAUUUUCCUUGGUGGAAAUUUCUCAAUCUCGAGCGGUUCCAACAUAGUCGCGUUCAAGAGCGGGUCUCUUUCGACACUGUCUACUGGUGGCCUGAAUGGACCUGUUACGUCAAUGGUGUUGGACGGGGAUACGUUAUUCGUUGGAGGCGCCUUCACCGACACGAACUCAUCAAGUACUGGCGGGAAAGCACGCGGCAUUGUUUCCUAUAAUGUAAACCAGGACACUUGGUCACCUCUUCAAGCAGGUGUAGACGGUCAGGUUGCCAGUGUCAACUUUGCAAACAAUCAGAUCGAAGUCGCCGGAACCUUCACAAAAGUUCUCACAACCGCUGGUACCUCAUCUGGGACAGAGGCUGGUGGAUUCGCGGUAUGGGACGUGAACAAUAGCACUUGGGGAAAUCCCGGUGGGUUCCUCAUUGGGAGCAUGACAUUCGUUGGAAAUGGUACGGACAACACGCAGAUACUAUCGGGUAACGUUAAAUCUUCGCUCAAGUUUGGUGCCACUGGUUUCGUCAUGCUCCAGAACGGGAAGAAUAACGAUGGUAUACCAGCAGUUAGCACCCUUACAGUCCAGCUGGAGGACAACACCAAUACUCCCAGUACACCGCAGAGGCGACGUCGCUCUCUGGGUCCCUCAAGUUGGCUUUCCACGCUUUAUCCGUCUACUCUAUUCAAGCGUCAGUCGACCACUGUCGCACCAUUACCAGCAGAUCCGGAAGCACCCGCCCCAGCUGUCUUAGCUGGCAUUUUCUGGACGAAUACCUCGGAUUCAAGUGAUAAAGUUAUCCUUGGCGGUAACUUCUCGUUUUCAUCAAAUAUCUCGACCGAUUCGACCGGUGUUGCAAUCUACGACCUGACGUCGGGCAGUAUUGAGGCUCUCACGGGUAAUCCUGUCAAUGGGACUGUGCGCUCGCUAUUUAUCGCAAAUGAUCGUCUGUUCAUUGGUGGAGAAAUUACCAUAAGCGGGAGCAAUGGACUGGCAAUCUAUAACUUGGACACGCAAGCGCUGGAUAUGUCGGGACUGAACUCCUUGCAAGCAGCAUCGGGUUCGACCGUCGUUGUACGAUCGCUGACAGCAUCGUCGGCGAAAUCGAAUACGGUGGUUGUUGCUGGCACUUUCUCUUCUGCGGGAGGUGUGAACUGUAAUGGAAUUUGCUUCCUGGACGUAAAUACCAAACAGUGGUCAACACUUGGAUCUGGUAUUAACGGAGAAGUAGCAAGCGUAGCAUACGGCGGCGAUAACCAAGAGCUCCUUUUCGCCUCUGGAUCCAUUGCUCUUUCGGACGGUACCCCAGCAAAUGUCGCCAUGUUCGCGUUCGAUAACUCGACAUGGACUGCUGUCGGAAGUGGUAGCGAUCUGCCUGGACCUGUUACUGCCGUCACCGUGGACGAUGGGAAUUCAAGUAGUAUAUUCGCGGCCGGAAAGUCAUCAAGUGGAUCUUCUCCUUUCUUGUCUUUCUGGAAUGGCGCCAAGUGGACCACAAUCGAUUCUGGAUUUGAGUCGUCAACAAACAUAUCUCAAUUGACCUUCGUUCCUCUGCAAGACGACCAUUCAUCAAACCCGAUCAUAGAACAAGAUCGGAUGCUGCUUGUGUCGGGUUCACUUGUUUCGUCUUCCUUUGGAAACGCAUCGUCAGCGCUUUUCGAUGGCCAGUCAUUCAUCCCGUAUAUCACUACUUCGACGUCCGAUGGCACCGCAGGAACGAUUUCCUCGUUAUUCUCUUCCAUCUCGAACUUCAGUUUCGGGACGCGACAUUUCUUGGCUGUCGGAGUUGUCAUCCUCAUCUCGAUCGCUAUCGCUGCUGGUGUUGUCUUCCUGUUAGUCCUGCUCGGUAUAUUAUGGACGCUGUUCGCAAGGCGCCAUAACGAAAAGCUCGAUUAUGCGGCGUACGACGAGGACGAUGAGUCGAUGCACCAGCGUCCAUCGUCAUUACUUGAGCACAUCAAUGAGGCGACCCGAGGAACCAUCAUAGGUGCACCUGCAGGAUUCGAAAAUUCGCAGAAGCAAGAGGAAGAACAUGCUGCCGCCCUGACGUCGGCCGAUCCAUUCGCCCAGGAGCAUGACGGUGACAAUUUCCAGCGAGCAGAGACGCCAUCGGAGGUGAUAGCAAUUGGUACAGCAAAUGAAGAGCAGGGACGGCCCGCUCAUGCCCGAUAUUCAUUCGAUGGAGCGGGUGAGGGUGAGCUUGCGUUAGCUGAGGGUAUGAGCCUCGAAAUCCUGGACGAUCGAGAUCCAAAUUGGUGGUAUGCUCGCGACGCGAACUCUGGUCGAGAAGGAGUCGUACCCGCAGCAUACAUCAUGUGA